Sturnus vulgaris (Common starling) is the source of this 3401-nucleotide messenger RNA. The record is from RefSeq and is a predicted model, not a curated record. Lineage: Eukaryota; Metazoa; Chordata; Aves; Passeriformes; Sturnidae.
CCCUGCGGGUUUGGUGUCAUCAGGCACUGGUACCAGCCCUCCCAUCUCUUCUUGGCAUACUGGUGAAACUGGACACCUCUGAUAGCCAGCGUCAUCCGCUGCAAACCUUUAGCUGGCUGUCCAGGGACACCCCAGCUCGGAAAUGGUUGCCCUGUGGGGAAGCUGGUCAUGCAGAAGAGAUGUUGGGUUAAGUAACUGAUCCCGCACAUUCUGAAGGGCUGAAUGUCAGUCCUUGCCUCAGCACACAGGACACUGGACACAGCUCUCAGCUAAAGCCCAUCCUCUAUCCCCUCACACCGUGCGUAGUGAACUCUGCCAGGGCUCAUCGGUCACAUAGACAAAGACUGGAGAUUGCUAAACUGCUAAGAAUGUCUUAGUUCCCAAGCGUGAACUUCCUCCUUCAGGCUCUGAAAUACAGAAUUAGAUGAGGCAGCCUCUGAUUUUUUCAUCUCUUGAUAACAAGACAAGAAAAGACUUCUAUUUUCAUCCAUGUUCCUCUUCAAACUGGGCUCUGGAGAUAGUGUUUCUGAACGGCUGGAAUGGAGACCAGUCGUUUACAGAAAGUGCACAGACACUCUCUGGCUGCUCCUCUUCUGUCUUUUCUGGGCUGGUUUGAUGUUUAUAAGUGGCUAUUCUGUGGUGGCUGGUGCUGCAGAAAGACUUGUGCUUGGAUAUGACAGCUUUGGGAACAUAUGUGGUCGGAAGAACACUCCUGUAGAAGGGGCAAAUCUUUCUGGAUUGGACAUGACUAGUAAAAAGUAUGUGUUCUUUCUGAAUUCAUGCAGCCUGGAAAUACAAAGCCUCAAAAGCAGUUCACUUUCCUUGUGUGUGUCAAGUUGUCCACAACAGCAACUCAAUUCUUUGGAAGAUCUCCAGAAUUUUGCAAGGAAUAAUGGUUCUUUACUUUGCAUUUACAACCUGAAUGUUUCCAGUUACACCCUAAAUGCAAAGGCAGCUCAGCUGUGUCCCACACUGCCAGUUCCACCAAGUAAGUCCUUUCCAUUAUUUAAUCGAUGUGUUCCACAAAAUCCCGAAUGCUAUUCCAAAUAUGCAUCUGUCCUAAUAAAUAUGGUCAAUGAAAUGGAUGUUUUUCACCGAAUUCUGAGUGGAAUAUUGGCAGGAAGAGAUACUGUGAUAGGACUGAGUGUCCUUGCACUAGCCUUCUCUUUGAUGCUGGUUAUAGCCUUCAGAUACAUUCAGACCCUCCUCAUUCAUACUCUGAUUGCACUGGUUGUAUUUGGGUUGUUGUUUGUCUCAGGUGUUCUCUGGUGGCUCCAUUAUGACUACAGGAAUGACCCCAGCACUGAACUGGAAACAGAAAAGGAAAAUGUAAAGUUCCUACUUGGAUAUGCCAUCUUCUCAACAAUAGUUACUGUUGUUCUGCUCUCCCUUAUAUUUGUACUAAGAAAGAGGCUUCAGUUCACUGUACAGCUCUUUCGAAUUGUUGGUAAAAUCAUUGGCAGAAUUCCUUUCCUCCUCUUCCAACCACUCUGGACCUUUCUGGUUCUUAUUGUGUUCUGGGUAUUUUGGGUUGCUGUACUGCUCAGUUUAGGAACUGCAGGUACUGCACACUCCACUUCGGGAGGACAAGUAGAAUACAGAGCUCUGUCUGGAAUUUGCUACAUGGCAUGGUAUCAUUUCGUUGGCCUUAUCUGGACUAGUGAAUUCAUUCUUGCCUGUCAGCAAAUGGUGAUUGCUGGGGCAGUGGUUACUUGUUAUUUCAACAGAAAUAAAAAUAACCCACCACCUCACCCAGUCCUGUCUUCCAUAUCAGUUCUUUUCUGCUACCAUCUAGGAACUGCUGUAAAAGGUUCAUUUAUAAUCACAAUACUGAGAAUACCAAGGAUUGUUCUCUCGUACCUUUACAAUAUCCUAAACCACAAGGAGAAUGCAAAGCACCUGUUCAACUGCUGUUUCUGCUGGGUUUGCUUUCAGAAAAGUUGCUUAAGAUGCUUUAACCAGCAUGCAUACACAAGUACAGCCAUAAAUGGGACAAAUUUUUGUACAUCAGCAAAGGAUGCUGUCUGUAUCUUGGCAAGGAAUUCUGCUAAACUUGCAUCCAUUAGCUUUUUUGGAGAUUUUCUCCUAUUUUUAGGAAAGGUGUUUGUUGUAUGCUUUACAGUUUUUGGAGGAUUGAUGGCAUUUAACUACCACCGGGACUUGCAUGCUUGGGUAGUUCCUCUGUUGCUCGUUGGAUUUUUGGCCUACCUGAUGUCCCACAGCUUUCUGUCUGUGUUUGAAGUGACAGCAGAUGCCUUGUUCCUUUGCUUUGCUAUUGAUAUGGAAACUAAUGAUGGAACUGCAGAGAAGCCAUACUUUGUGGAUCAGGAGCUGCUGACCUUUGUGAGUCAGAGUAACAAGUUAACAGAAGGGCGAAAACACAGAAGCACAAGACCAUUCCAGGAUAAUGAAGAUGGGACAGAGCUCCAGCCUAUGACUUGAACGUCAAGUACACCAGGAAGUGUGGAAGGAAGUGUGGAAGCACAGCAGCAAUAGCAAAAAUGGUCAUAUCAGUAAAAGUUACCAACUCCCCAGGACACAGUAUUAGUUCUCUAAAUCUGUUGUAUCUUCUGCACUGGUAAAAUGACACACAAUCUGUUUGUACAAAUAAAAUAUUUUGUGUGUCAUCACAUCUGAUUUUCAUUACUACACUUGUUAUGACAGUCUGAAAGUUGAUAAUAAACUCACUCUUUGUAAAUUUUCAAUGUUGUCAGACUAAAUUAGUAAGUCAAAAAGGUCAUAGAGCUAACAUGAUUUUUUCAGGCUUCUCUGGGAAUUCUGUGCCAAUCAUCCCUACAACAGUAAAUGCAGAAACAUUUGUAGAGGAGGCGCUCUGAGAUGACUUGUCCCGAUUUAUUCUGCAUAUCUGAACAGCCAAUUAAGGAACAGACUGAGCUCACUGAUGGAAAUUACCCUUGAUAGAAAUUUCUGUAGUCAAGAUAAUUAGCAGUUAUGAGGUAGGUGUCUUUCUUUUAAUUUUACUCUUUUGGGAAUGGUUUUUACAAGUUCAUAUCUUAAACUGUCCAGCUCCUCUCCAAAGGCAGAUAAGGAAUAGUCCUUCCUUCCUUCUUUCUGCAAUUUGAAAGAUGAAGCAGAAAAAUUUGCAUCUGGAUUUAGAGCUUGACAAUGUAGCAGAUGACAGAGAUAAAAUAACUGGACCGACAUGAGAUAAAAAUGUUGUAAAUAAUACCUUACAGAAAUAUUAACUGCAACAUGGAUGUGGAAUAUCAUGGAGGAAAUGGAGUGACUGUCAGGGCUCUAAUCAGAAGAGGAACGUAAAUGUAGACACCUUUUAAAAAAUUAACUUGGUGACAGUCUGCCAGUACUUUCUUGUGUGCAAUUUUAAAGCUUGUUUAAACUUUGUACUUGAAUCCUGACUGUAAUACACUUUGUGGGCUCCA